This is a messenger RNA of Scatophagus argus, 4058 nucleotides long. RefSeq names its product transient receptor potential cation channel, subfamily A, member 1b (gene trpa1b). Gene Ontology annotation, cellular component: membrane. The record is from RefSeq and is a predicted model, not a curated record. The transcript is spliced from 27 exons. NCBI's taxonomy places the organism in Eukaryota, Metazoa, Chordata, Actinopteri, Scatophagidae. Bases 1 to 3357 code for a protein of 1118 amino acids. Gene Ontology annotation, molecular function: protein binding; monoatomic ion channel activity. Gene Ontology annotation, biological process: transmembrane transport; monoatomic ion transport.
AUGAACUUCAGCAGAGACGUGGCCCGACAGACCAGCUGUUAUACAUAUGUGAUAGAAGAUGAGGAUCCAGCCCUGGCAAGGCUUAAUGUGUUUGAGUUGUCCGAGAAGGGUGACCUGGCUCUCCUGGAGAACCUGGUGAGGAAGAGCCCAGAGGUCCUGAGUGAGAAAGAUGAAUGUGGAGCUAGUCCCCUUCAUCACGCCGCCGCAGGGGGCUACAUCACCCUCAUCCAAUUCAUUACCUCUGUCAUAGACCCACAGGAGCUGAACAGCUGUGAUGAACAGGGCAAUGUGCCCCUACAUUGGGCAGUGGAGAGGAACAAGGCGGAGAGCUGCAGGGCUCUUCUGGACCGGGGGGCCGACCCCAACAUCCUCAACGUGGCCCUCCUGUCUCCCCUGCAUCUGGCUGUCAGCCUUGGACACAACAACCUGGUGGAGCUGCUGCUGUCCUACAGCACUACAGACAGCAAUCUGCAGGGAGACCUUGGGAACACCCCAGUGAUGCUUGCUUGCUCCAUCAAUAACUGUGAGGCUCUCAGCAUAUUGUUAAAGCAUGGAGCGCGGCUUUGCAAACAGAACAAGCUUGGCCAUUUCCCCAUCCACGCAGCUGCCUUUGCAGGUGCUAGGAAAGCCAUGGAAGUGAUCCUGAAGGCCGGAGAGGAGUUUGGCCACCAGAUAGAUUUACACAUCAACUAUCUGGACAAGUCCAAGAGCAGUCCCCUCCAUCUGGCUGUACGCGGCGGGAAUAUGGAAGCCAUCCGUCUCUGCAUUACAAAUGGUGCUAAAGUUGACCAGCAACAGAAUGACAAGUCCACUCCACUUCAUUUGGCCUGCACCCAGGGUGCAACUGAGGUAGUCAAGCUGAUGCUGUCCUCAUUUGACCAAGUGGAAGACAUCAUCAACCUGACCGAUGGGGCGAAUCAGACCCCUCUGCACAGGGCUACAAUAUUUGACCACACAGAGCUGGCAGAGUACCUAAUUUCUUUGGGCGCAGACCUCGAUUGUGUUGAUUGUAAAGGAAACUCUCCCUUGCUCCUGGCUACGAGCUGUGGAGCGUGGAGAACUGUAAAUCUGUUACUGUCCAAAGGGGCAAAUGUAAAUGUGAAAGACAGAUGCGGUUGUAACUUCCUUCAUCUGGCCAUUCUGCAACCCAAGGGUCUGAGAAACCUCCCGGAUGAAGUACUGCAGCAUAACAGUGUGAAGACAUUGCUGAGCUGUGAGGAUAAUGAGGGCUGUACCCCACUCCACUACGCUUGCAGACUGGGUAUCCAUGACUCAGUGAAGAACAUGCUGGGCCUCUCGGGGCAGGUCGGCCUCCAAUGCAAGUCCAAGGACAAGAAGUCUGCCCUGCACUUUGCUGCUCAGUAUGGUCGUAUCAAUACAUGCCAGCGAUUGUUGGAGACCAUCACGGACUCUCGCUUGCUGAACGAAGGUGAUGAGCGAGGCCUGACACCACUCCAUCUGGCUUCGAGAGAGGGGCACACUCAGGUGGUGCAGCUGCUGUUGCGCAAAGGAGCUCUCUUCCAUAGUGAUUACAAAGGCUGGACUUGUCUGCACCACGCUGCGUCUUCAGGAUACACACAAACCAUGAACAUUCUCCUGUCAGCCAAUCUCAAGUUACUGGAUAAAACAGAUGAGGAUGGAAACACUGCACUCCACAUCGCAUCGAGAGAGGGACACGUGGCUGCUGUCAGGCUCAUGCUGAAUCGGGGAGCAGAGAUCAUUUUAAACAAGAAUGACACAUCGUUCCUCCAUGAGGCUCUGCAGAACGGGAGGAAAGAUGUGGUCAACGCUGUGAUUGACAGCGACAGAUGUGUCGAGUCUUUGAAGCUGUUCACACCUGGCAGCAGUCAGAGAUGUCCAGUAUUCGACAUGAUUGAGUUCCUUCCUGAGACCUACAAGCACCUGUUGGACAGCUGCGUGAGGGAAUCUGAAGACGAUCACAACAGUUUGGACUACCAUAUUGUAUACAACUUUGCAUGGCUCCAAGCCCCCCUUGAAUUGAAGAAGGAAACUGACAAGACAUUGAGAGUCCGGCCGCUGGCUGCACUAAACGCAAUGGUGCAAUACAACCGCAUUGAACUCCUCAACCACCCUGUCUGCAAAAAGUACCUCGAAAUGAAGUGGGUCGCUUAUGGGAGCAAGGCUCAUUUGCUCAACAUGUUUCUGUACCUGUUGGGCCUGCUGCCCCUGACUCACCUGGUGGUGACUCUGAGGCCCUCUUUAAACACCACUGCAAUAGGCGAGCACACUAUCACCAUGGUGCCCGUAUCUUUCACAGAGCAAAAUCUAUUCCUGUCCUUCUGCAUGGUGAUGGUCGUGAUCAUGAACGUCUAUGCCAUGGCGAAGGAAAUAGUGCAGAUAUCACAACAGCGCUGGAAUUACUUCAGGGAUUACUCCAACCAGUCCGACUGGUGUUCAGCCAUCCUCUCUCUUCUGUUCAUCAUUCCCAUCAUGCUCAAUGCAGAAGGUUCUUUUCACUGGCAAGCAGGGGCAUUGGCAGUUUUACUGUCCUGGAUCGGAUUUCUCCUUUAUCUCCAGAGGUUUGAGGGCAUUGGCAUCUAUGUUGUGAUGUUUUGGGAGAUCAUGAAGACUCUGGUCCGGAUUGUAAUGCUGUUCUUUUACCUGAUGUUAGCAUUCAGCUUGGCUUUCCAUGCUCUGAUGCUCAACCAGAAAGAGUUUGACAGCGUGCCCCUCUCUGUGAUACAAACCUUCGUGAUGAUGGUUGGCGAACUGAACUACCAGAAUAACUUCCUGGAAAUUUAUCUGAAGAAUGAGCUGCCUUUUGGUUUCCUAACGUAUUUUAUUUUUGUGAACUUUGUUCUGCUCAUGCCGAUUCUGCUGGUGAACCUGAUGAUCGGUUUAGCGGUGGGAGACAUUGCUGAAGUGCAAAGAAAUGCUGCCCUAAAAAGGAUAGCCAUGCAGAUCGAACUCCACACGGCUCUGGAAGACAAGCUGCCUUAUUGGUUUGUGAAACGAGUUGACAAGAGCUCCAUCAUCAUCUACCCCAACCGCAAGUGCUCCAAGCACUAUUUAACACAAUUAAUCAUCGGUGAAAAGGAGAAGAAUGAAGUCUGGAGUCGUGUGCAGGCCAAAUCACAGCAGUGCUCAAUAAUAGAGACAGAGCUCAAAAAGCAGAAGUACAGGAUGAAGGAGAUGUCGAGCACGUUGGAGAAGCAGCACAGCCUCCUGAAGCUCAUCAUCCAGAAGAUGGAGAUCACCACGGAGGCUGACGAGUAUGACGGUCCGGUGAACGUCAGGGGCAGGAUGUGGCCGAGCUUGAGUCAGGUGAAACCAAGAAGACACGAAGUGUCCCGUUGGGUCCCACUGAUGAAGGCCAUCGAGUCCAAGAAGAAAUGAACAAGAUGAGAAAAAUACAACAUCUCAACAGAGCAUCAACUACUAAGUGAAUUAUCUCUGCAUUGUAAAAGUCCAGGCAUAACUUCAAAUUAUUUUGUUUCUGCACUAUGUAAUUCAUCAUGUUAACAUUUAGCACUGUAUCCACUAUAUGUAUUCUGGAUAUUUUAACAGUUAAUUUAACUAUGUGCUCUUAGCUGAGUUGUCUUAACUAUUACAUGUUUAAUCCCAAAUACUGUUGCAUUAUGAAGUACCAAUAAUUGUAAAAUCUUUUCAUCGCAUGCUGAAAUAGCAACGUUUCUUGUCCAAAACGGUGCUUAACUUACACCAGUGACCCUCUGACAACGUUGAGUGUUAACGUCAUUUUGUGUUGUGUAUGCCGUGCUGUCAUUGUGUUACACAGUAGCUCUUUCUGUAUUGCUGUAAUGUGCCUUAAUGUGCAAUAUACACUCUUUUAUCUCUCACAUAUGAUGUUUCCCCUCUCCCUCCGUCUCACCCCAUCAUUAAACAUGUCUACGAUCUUGAAAGAUAAAGGAAUGUUUUGGGGCUUCUUGUAUUAUUAAACUUGUAAGUUUUCAUCGAUUUUCAGUUUGGUGGUUGAGACACAGACAAAAUUUAAAGCUGCAAUAAGAGCUGAGAGGACACCACCCAUGUGUGGAUGAAUUACUAUGGCAAGCAAGAAUUUCUAUGAAAAACCCAUAACA